Lachancea mirantina is the source of this 2094-nucleotide messenger RNA. The record is from the annotation of a GenBank genome assembly. Lineage: Eukaryota; Fungi; Ascomycota; Saccharomycetes; Saccharomycetales; Saccharomycetaceae.
AUGACUCUUAACCAGUCGACGAGAGACCUGGCAUCGGGUUUGGCGUCUCGAAUUGACCUGCUAGGGUCAAGAUUCAGGCGAUCAAAUCAUUAUUGGAGACGAAGCGGGGGUAAGAAAUUGAACCUUUUUGGAUGGCUUCUAGCGACACUGGUGGUUGUUGGAUUUGUGAUCCAUGGGGUGAGAAAAAGCUCGCUGAGCUUGGAUAUCUUCGACUAUUCGUCCAUUUUGUCAGAUGACGAUAUCACAAAUGUUGAGGAUGAAUUUUCUUGGAGUCCUCCCACUGCACCAGAACCUGUACAAUUGACCGAGGAGAAAAGAUCCGUUUUUAGAGAUGUUCUUGCUGUGGUUCAACAGUUCUCGCCUCAGGGCAAGCUUGACACUACUAAGGGCAGUGAUUGUGAGUUGGGAGAUAUCGGUAUUUUCGAUAAAGCGAAGUUUAAUAAAUUGACCGAGUCUGGGUUGUCGAAGUGUAUUCAAAUCCCUGAAAAGGUGCAAGGAGCGCUUAAAACUGCUCAUUCUGAGUUCAAAUCUGCCAUUUCUGACAAGUUGUUACCCCUUUUUAACAACCUGGACAAACCUUUUGAAGGUGAAGGUAUUGUUAUGGUUGGAGGUGGUAAAUUCACGUUGUUCGCCUUACCAGCUAUUGUAGCUAUUCGUAAGAACAGUGGCGUGACGCUCAGAAAUACCAUCCCCAUUGAAAUUAUUAUUUCGCCUGAAGACGACGAAGAUCGACAAUUUUGCGAAAACGUGCUACCAACAGUGGACAGUACUGGCUUGACCAGAUGUGUUUUCUUGGAUGAGAUCUUCGAGCCAGAAACGCUUUCGCACAUUCAGGGAUACCAGUUGAAGGCAAUAGCACUUUUAGUUUCUAGUUUUGAGAAAGUCCUCAUGUUGGAUGCCGAUAAUUACGUGGUGAACACCUUAGAAGGAUAUUUUGAUAGUGAAAUCUUCAAACAGACGGGUCUUGUCGCAUGGCCUGAUUAUUGGCGUCGUUUGCAUCACCCAAAACUUUAUGAUAUCGUUGGAGUGCAUGUCGAGAAGGAUAAAGCCAUCAGAAACUCAAUCGAUGACAGUAGUCCCAGUUACAUAUACGAGCAAAUGAACAAAGAUAAUGUACCAUUUCAUGAUUUCAAAAACGCACUUCCUGAUGCUGGAACCGAGUCAGGCCAACUUCUUGUUGACAAGAGCAAACAUCUGGACACAUUGAUUUUGAGUUUGUACUACAAUUACAAUGGGAAAUCGUUUUUUUAUCCGAUUCUGGGCCAAGGUUUUGCUGGUGAAGGAGAUAAGGACACCUUUAUCCUUGCAAGUCAGGUUCUACAUGGGUAUGCGUCGUAUUAUCAGGUUAAAACUCCAGUCAGUGCUAUGGGCCACUGGACAGACUCUGCAGAUGAGAUCAGACUUCCUGAUGACAAAGUCGAUACUGAACAGACCAAAUCGUUCCGUGGAACAGCCAUGUUACAGCACAACUACAUCGAGGACAGCAAGUACCAUUCACUCGCGAAAGAAGUCAUUGGCGAUACGCUCAGAGAGCGGUUUGAAAAUUUCUGUGACGACCAGAAAAAACAGAAGCCUGACGAAUUGAGCGAUUUCGAAGACGAAAGGAGGACGCAGUGCUCACAUAGUCAAGAAAUUGUCACCAAUUUUCGGAAGGAGAUGCGUUCUGGCUACGACAUCCAAACUUUUAUGGACUUUUUUACUUUCACUGGUGUCUCUUUUGUCCAUUCCCAUCUCCCUAAAUAUGAUCCAUGGGAAUGGUCUCAGAACGAAGAUAUGAUGUUCGAUGGUGCCAAGGCUAGAAAAGGUCACCAGAUAGACAAGGAAACGAAUGAUGGCGUCAGCAAACUAAAGGGAACCGGUCAUUACCGAAUGUACGACUCUCGUAUCGGCCAGAUAACUGGCUACGAUCUAGAGCUCCACAACUGGGAUGCCUUUAAAACCUAUCUCUGCGACAUGGAUAACGGUUACACAAAUUUCGGCUACUUGUCAGCCAAGAUAAGUGCUACAGAUGAUCCCAAAGCCAGCGCGUCCAAAAUGUGCAAAUACAUUGAAGAAAGGGUCAAAUAUUUGACAGAAACCACUUUCGAGGUUUAA